Molecule: messenger RNA, 2189 nt
Organism: Quercus lobata
Lineage: Eukaryota; Viridiplantae; Streptophyta; Magnoliopsida; Fagales; Fagaceae
Product: ABC transporter G family member 11-like
Exons: 8
Coding region: 66-2093 (675 amino acids)
Cellular component (GO): membrane
Molecular function (GO): ATP hydrolysis activity; ATP binding; ABC-type transporter activity
Source: RefSeq, a predicted model, not a curated record
AAUGAUUCUCCAUGUAGAGAAGAUACAUAGCUGCCUUAAGACUAAAUCUCUCUUACUCUUAGAUCAUGGCCUCUCUCAUUCACUCAACUUUCCAACCUAACACAAACCCAGAAAUCAAUACUGCAAUACUAGAAAUGGAAACCAUUAAUCGAUUGCCAAGCAAAAACAAGGUGGUUCGGACUCAACUGGAGGAUGGUGUUUUCUUGACAUGGCAGGAUCUGUGUGUGACAGUAUCCAAUAAAAAAAGUGGCACCAAAUCGAUCCUUCAGGGCCUAUAUGGUUAUGCUCGGCCCGGGGAGCUUCUGGCUAUAAUGGGUCCUUCUGGUUGUGGCAAGUCUACACUUCUUGAUACAUUAGCAGGGAGGUUGGGUUCAAACAUAGGACAAAGAGGAGAGAUUCUGGUUAAUGGUCGUAAAAAGGCCCUUGCUUACGGAACAUCGGCAUAUGUAACACAAGAUGAUACAUUAAUGAUGACUUUAACUGUCAGAGAAGCCGUGUAUUACUCAGCUCAGCUGCAAUUACCCAACUCCAUGUCAAAAUCAGAGAAGAAGGAGAGAGCUGAAACAACAAUAAAAGAGAUGGGCUUGCAAGAUGCAGUGGACACAAGAAUUGGGGGAUGGGGAGUCAAAGGCCUUAGUGGUGGGCAAAAGAGGAGAGUUAGCAUUUGUAUAGAGAUCAUAACACGCCCCAAGCUUCUCUUCCUUGAUGAACCAACAAGUGGGCUUGAUAGUGCAGCAUCAUAUUAUGUAAUGAGCAGAAUUGCAGGCUUAGGCCAAAGAGAUGGGAUUGGAAGGACCAUUAUUGCAUCAAUUCAUCAACCCAGCAGUGAAGUCUUUCAGCUCUUCCACAAUCUUUGUCUCUUGUCUUCAGGUAGAACUGUAUAUUUUGGUCCUGCUUCUGCAGCUAGUGAGUUUUUCACUUUAAGUGGUUUCCCUUGUCCCACUCACCAAAAUCCAUCUGAUCACUUCCUUAAAACCAUAAACAAGGAUUUCCAACAGGACGUUGAACAAGGUUUAGCUGGAGCAAUAUCGACAGAGGAAGCAAUUGAGAUACUUCUAAGCUCGUAUAAAUCAUCAGAGAGGUACAAGCAAGUACGGAAACAAGUAGCUGAAAUAUAUAAACAGGACCAUGGAGAAUUGGAGACGAAGAGAAGCCACGCUAGCUUUCUUACUCAAUGCUCUGUUCUAACGAGAAGAUCUUUUGUGAACAUGUAUCGUGACCUAGGCUACUAUUGGUUGCGCCUAGCAAUUUAUAUGGCAUUAGGUCUAGGCCUUGGUACCGUGUAUCACAAUAUUGGGCAUAGUUAUGAUUCAAUUCAGGCUAGAGGUGCAUUGCUUUCAUUUAUAGCUUCAUUCCUAACGUUCAUGGCCAUUGGUGGAUUUCCUUCUUUUGUGGAGGACAUGAAGGUAUUUGAACGAGAAAGAUUAAAUGGGCAUUAUGGUGCUGCUGCAUUUGUUAUUAGCAACACACUCUCUGCAGUGCCAUACUUGAUACUGGUUUCAGUUAUUCCUGGAGCAAUAGCUUAUUACUUGCCUGAACUACGCAAAGGACAUGAAUAUUUUUUGUACUUUGCUCUAGUGCUAUUUGCAUGUAUGAUGUUGGUUGAGAGCCUAAUGAUGGUUGUUGCGAGUAUAGUGCCUAAUUACCUAAUGGGCAUAAUAACUGGUGCUGGAAUUCAAGGGCUAAUGAUAUUAGUUGGUGGCUUCUUUAGAUUGCCAAAUGAUCUACCUAAACCAUUGUGGAAAUACCCAUUACAUGAGAUUGCUUUUCACAAGUAUGCUUACCAAGGAAUGUUUAAGAAUGAGUUUGAAGGAGAAGUAUAUCCCAAUAACAAAGCUGGAGGACCGCCCAUCAUCACUGGAGAAGAAAUUUUGAGAGAUUUGUGGCAAGCCGAAAUGGGUUAUUCUAAGUGGGGCGAUCUUGCCGUCUUGCUAGGGAUGAUAGCUUUUUAUCGACUUAUGUUUUUGGGCAUCAUCAAGGCUAAUGAAAAGGUCAAGCCUAUGAUUAAGGCUUUCAUUUCAAUGCCUCCUAAGCAAAAUACACAAGUUACAGUGAAUCCUUCUUCUACACCCUUACAUAGAGAGAUGAUCUAGUGCAGGAUUUUUAGCAUAAUGGAUUCUACUUGACAACAAUCUAUGUGAAGUUCUGCCUUUUCUUUUCGAAAGAAAUAAGACUGGUUUGAUUGGUAA